AACUAACACCACUGUCAAAUAAACCUCAACAAUAACGCUAACAAUCCAACAAUAAUAAGACUAAAUAAUAAAAUAAAAUAAUAAUAAUAACAAUAAUAAUAACAAUGAAAUGUACACCAAGAUACGCCCAACCCACUUACCAAUACCAAUAUCCAACCCCUCCACUCGAUACCUAAAGAAAUCACGCGACACCUAACCCAAAUCCAAUCCAAAAUCAUCGUAUAGCGAAUGGGACGUCGGUAAAAAAUCGUGCUACGUGAUCCAACAGCUUAUCGGCUGCAGACCGAGGCGACGAACGGUUACGCGAUCGUCGGCCUUCGCCGGCAUCGCCCUUGGUAUCCAUGGCCAGGCUGGCUAGAGAAAUGACAACGGGAUCGGGUGUCUUCCCGUGCGCCGGUGAGAGAGAGCCACGAAAAUGGAGAGCCCCCGUGGUGGCUCCAUUUUUCCUCGGCUACGUUGACACCCGCAGAGCCUGCCUCUACUCGUUUUACAAACACGCUUACCUUGCCCCCAGGGAGAACGGAAACGCGGGUCUGUCCCAGGCCCACCGUCGCGAAAAAUCCGCCCUGGAUCCACUAGCUAGUUACGUGAUCUUACGUCUUGUUACCACCAGCCUGCAUGCGUGAUCUAGAACGGCUAUAAAAGCCGGUCUAGGACGACGCGUCUCAUAGUCUCGAGCGCGUCCAACGAUCCUCCGAGCGAGAUCACGUCGACGAUCCCUCCUCAGAAAAUCGGGCAGGAAGCCUCAGAACAGCGUCUAAACAACGUCUCGAACGACCGUCGUCAUGGGGCCGGUUGCCGGUUUACUGUUGGCAGGCCUGGUCUCCACGGCCCUCGCCAAGCCGGGGAUCCUGUCCGGGCCCCUGAUCGCCACUUUAACCCCUGCCGCGCCUGUUGGGCCCGAUGGCCGAGUGCUGGACACGCCGGAAGUGGCGGUCGCCAAGGCGGAACACGCGGCAGCCCAUCUGAACGAGAGAUUGAAGCUGGCCGACGAGGCAGCCAGAUCCGCAGGUGGCCCAUCAUCCCAGGCGACAGUCACUCUCAAACAGUCUUCCCUCUUGGUAGCCGCUCCGAGCGUUUUGGUACCCGGGGCGCCCCUCGGCCCCGACGGCAGGGUGGUCGACACGCCUGAAGUCGCCGUAGCAAAGGCGGCUCAUGCCGCGGCUCAGGCGAACGAGAGGCUCAAUUUGGCGAACGAGGCUGCCAGGUCUGUCGCUGCGGAUCUGAACAGACCGCUGGUACCGCUGGUCACCAACGGAAUAGUAACUCCGGCGGUGAUCCAGGCGGCGACGGUAGGCCCUGAUGGAAGAGUGCAGGACACACCGGAAGUGGCGGCGGCGAAGGCGGCUCACGCGGCGGCCCAAUUCAACGAGAGGAUCAACCUGGCCAACGAGGCGGCCAGAUCAUCGGGGACGAUAGUGACGGCUGCCCCAGCAGUGGCGGUUCCCCUUGUGGCCAGCAACGCUGUGGUGGUCCCAGCUGCGCCCAUCGGCCCUGACGGCAGGGUGCAAGACACCCAGGAGGUGGCUGUGGCGAAAGCAGCCCACGCGAACGCUCAUCUGAACGAGAAACUGAACCUGGCCAACGAGGCAGCCAAGUCUGCCGACGUCCUUGCUGUUGCUGGCCCCGCGCUCGCCUAUGGUCGGCUCGUCUAUUAAUUAACUGAUAUCGUUUCUGACACGUUCACCGCUUGCGUCUUUCUAUUCGAGUCGGCACGCAUACUUUUAUCAUACGGGGAGUGACGAAAUUUUGUCGGAAAAAAAAGGCAGGAAAAGCUUUCAUAAUAAUCCAUAUUAAGUAGUGAUCCAUAUAUAUACGUGUAAAGUUUUUGCGACGUAGAAAUAGCUUUUGUAUGAAAAUUAUUCGUGUUUAGGGCGUUAGAUUAUAUGUAGGUACCGAGGAUUUGAUCAUCGCAGUGAACGUGUUAAUUAAAAAUAAACGAAGGAUCAUUCGUGAUUAAUUAGUCGAUACUUUAUUAGUUGCUCGUAGGGAGGGGAACGUGGGCCAUGGAUGGGGAACGAUUUUCGGUGUUCUCUCGAACAAGAUGUAUCUUUUUUUUUCUUCUAAUCAUUCGAUUGGCCAGCUUCUGUUUUUGAUUUAUUAUCAGAUUUAAUUAUCAGAUUCGAAAGUAAAAAAAAAAAAAAAAAAAAAAAGAAAAAAUAGGACUACGAGAAAUGAAGCAAAUUAAUCAUUUUGAUCGUUGCUUUCUAUCCUUUUUAUGAUCCUUUUAAUUUCGACAUUUUUUUUUUUGAAGGGAUGAUAAAGUUGUUGAAACUGCCAUGUAGAAGCGAACGAUGAUUGUAGACUGGUUUAAUAAAGUGAAUUUUGAAGAAA
Messenger RNA from Apis florea (little honeybee), 2334 nucleotides. RefSeq lists its product as uncharacterized. NCBI's taxonomy places the organism in Eukaryota, Metazoa, Arthropoda, Insecta, Hymenoptera, Apidae. The record is from RefSeq and is a predicted model, not a curated record.